GGGUACGUCGAGUAUUUAACUAGUUCCGCGUUCAAACAUAAAAUUAGAUACGGAGAAAAUCGUAAGUAGGGCGGGUUUAAACGGGAACUGAGAAAAAUGUGUGCAGACUUCAGAUGUGCGCGAAAAACCCUCCAGAAACGAAUGCGUUAAUGUGCUCGUGCGGGUUUGCAUGGGGGAGGGGGCCCCUGCACAUCCCUGUGUAUGAGAGUGGAUGGCGUGGGCUUCUCUCCUCCUAAGCGCACAGCAUCAUCAGUCGGUUCACACCAACAGCUCCUUACGCAUCAUCACCCUCCUCCUCAUCACCAUCUCCGGGCUGAAGAGGCACCACAUCGCAAGAAUAAAGACAAAAAAGGAGCCUGGUGACACGGUGACCGCUCUUCAGGUUGUGAGGUGUACCCUAAACAUACCGAAGCUUCAGGUGGCCAUCUUUAAACCCCUUUGCAUCUUCUGAACCUCUUUAAAAUGGAGGAAGGCUACCAAAACCGGACUGCCUUCAUAAAAGGCGCCAAAGACAUUGCCAAAGAAGUCAAGCGGCAAGCGUCUAAGAAGGUCGGCCGCUCGGUGGAUCGUGUGACCGACGAGUACAGCAAGCGCUCCUACAGCCGGUUUGAAGAGGACGAUGAUGAUUAUCCCACACAGGGGAGCCAGGACGGAGGCUAUUACCGCGGCGACAGCCAGGCGGCCAACGACGACGAGGGCGGCCACAGUGACUCCACAGAGGGUCACGAUGAAGACGAUGAGAUCUACGAGGGCGAGUACCAAGGGAUCCCCCGGGCCGAAUCGGGCAAGGGCAGCCUGGCCGGAGGUCCGGGCUCGGUGAGGGCCGGCGCCCAGGAGUUCACGGACAUCGGAGCGUCCGAGGCCGAGAGGAGGAAGGACCAAGAGGAGCUGGCUCAGCAGUACGAGACCAUUUUGCAAGAGUGUGGCCAUGGGAAGUUCCAGUGGACCCUGUACUUUGUGCUGGGGUUGGCUCUCAUGGCAGAUGGCGUGGAGAUCUUCGUCGUCGGGUUCGUCCUGCCCAGUGCUGAGAAGGACAUGUGCCUCUCUGAGCCUAACAAAAGCAUGCUAGGUCUCAUUGUAUAUUUUGGGAUGAUGGUCGGCGCUUUCCUCUGGGGGGCUCUGGCAGACCGGAUAGGCCGUCGACAGUCUCUUCUCAUCUCUCUCUCCAUCAAUAGUAUCUUCUCCUUCUUCUCCUCCUUCGUCCAGGGCUACAGCACCUUUCUGUUUUGCCGACUCCUCUCAGGUGUUGGGAUUGGUGGCUCGAUCCCCAUCGUCUUUUCCUACUAUUCAGAAUUUCUGUCCCAAGAGAAGCGUGGCGAGCACCUCAGUUGGCUCUGCAUGUUCUGGAUGAUUGGGGGAAUAUAUGCGUCCGCCAUGGCCUGGGCUAUAAUCCCACAUUAUGGAUGGAGUUUCCAGAUGGGCUCGGCUUAUCAGUUCCACAGCUGGCGUGUCUUUGUGUUGGUGUGCGCUUUCCCCUCCGUUGCAGCCAUCGCCGCCCUCAGCGCCAUGCCAGAGAGCCCACGCUUCUACUUAGAGAAUGGCAAACAUGACGAAGGCUGGAUGAUUCUGAAGCAGGUUCACGACACCAACAUGCGAGCCAAGGGACACCCGGAGAAGGUGUUUUCUGUCACCACAAUUAAGACGGUGAAGCAGAUGGAUGAGCUGACGGACAUCGGCACAGAUACUCCGAUGUGGCAACGCUACCGGAUGAAGAUCAUCAGCCUCUCCCAGCAGAUACGGAAUAACAUCCUUGCCUGCUUCAGCCCGGAAUAUAAACGGAGGACUUUCAUGCUCAUGGCUGUUUGGUUUACAAUGUCUUUCAGCUACUACGGUUUGACAGUGUGGUUUCCAGACAUGAUCAAGUACAUCCAGAAGCAGGAAUAUGAAUCGCGCACAAAGACCUUCACCAAGGAACGAGUGGAGCAUGUCACCUUUAACUUCACGCUGGAAAACCAAGUGCAUCUGGAAGGACACUACUUCAAUGACAAGUUCCUCAACCUGAAGAUGAAGUCCAUGGUGUUUGAAGACUCUGUGUUUGAGGAGUGCUACUUUGAGGACAUCACCUCCAUACACACCGUCUUUAGAAACUGCACCUUCGUUGCAAGUUUGUUCUACAACACUGAUUUGUUUAAAUACAGGUUUGUCAACUGUAAACUGCUCAACAGCACGUUCAUCCACAACAAGGAGGGCUGCAUGCUCGACUUCAGCGACGACUUCAACAAUGCCUACAUGAUAUACUUUGUCAACUUCCUCGGCACGUUGGCGGUGUUGCCUGGCAACAUUGUGUCGGCCCUAUUAAUGGACAAAAUUGGGCGUUUAAGGAUGCUGGCGGGAUCCAGUGUGAUUUCUUGUGUCAGCUGUUUCUUCCUGAUGUUCGGCAACAGUGAGUCGGGGAUGAUUGCCCUCUUGUGCUUGUUUGGCGGCAUCAGCAUCGCCUCGUGGAACGCCCUGGAUGUGAUAACAGUGGAGCUCUAUCCCUCAGAUAAAAGGACCACAGCGUUUGGCUUCCUGAAUGCCCUCUGUAAGCUGGCGGCGGUCCUGGGCAUCAGCAUCUUCCAGUCAUUCGUUGGCAUCACCAAGGCAGUGCCCAUCAUAUUUGCUGCUGGCGCACUCGCUGCAGGUAGUUUCCUUGCAACAAAGUUGCCUGAAACCAGAGGCCAAGUGUUGCAGUAAAACAAAAUGAACAGAGGCGGGCAGCAGAGCGCGGCUGGAGCGUUGGUUGUGUUUGACAACCAAGAGCCCGAACAUCCCUGAGAGCUUCAGCGCUGCCCGACACACAGAGCAGACGGCCAUCCCCAUUGUAAGCCCAGAAUCCUUUGAAAUAUGGAUUGCAUCACUCUUGAGUCUAUACGGGGGAUUCUAGAGAGGAGCACACAGGUGUAGAAAUAAAUACUUAAAUACAUCUGAUCUUUCAGCUGCCCUGUCAGGUACUAAAAAAAAUAAGACGCAAAGGGAGACGCAGUGCAAAUUGUUAUGUGCAGUGAGGAUAAAAUGAGUUUUCUCUCACAGGCCCACAAAUCUAUGAUCUCUUACACUUUUAUGAAGACAGAUGUUGCAAAAGAAGCAAUUUGUGAGGGAAGGUGAAAAGAUUUAGUCAAUGUGGUUGGUUUUUGAAUGCAGUGUUUUUAUUUGUUGUCUGGCCUCAGUAACUGGCUUCCACUGCUGCUGUUUCAUUUGCUGCUUGUACAGUUACCUUAACAUUUCCAUUCAGGCGGAUGUCUCUGCUUUGAUGACAAGCUUUUCUUUGAAAUGGAUCUGAGAAUGAAUUUCAUGGUGAAAAUAUUUUCUCUAUAAAUCGCUCUUUAUCCUCGACCACUGCCUGCUACUGAAGCCAGACCCUUUUUCUACCAAAUAAUAAGAAAACAUUCCAGUGGGCUUGAUAUAUCCAGAAAUAGAUACUGCAACAUGUCGUUGCAUGAAUCGAAAUCUAAUUCUCCACUAAAAGCCUCAAAACACAGACUAGUGAAGAUCCAUUUCACAGGAUUCUCUCUUAUGAAUGGGAAUCGUUUGAUCCAGCUCCUCAGUGUUCAGUGUUAAAGUAACGUUUCCCCUCGCUGUUGUUGCUCCAUACAGCUGUGGCAGUAUGAUGUCUGCAACACAAGGAUGUCUUUGCGACGGAUUUUGGUCAUGUGUGUAAUGUGAGGACAGGUACUGUUGUGUAUGUGCAUGUGUGUCUUUGUUAUGUGAGACAAGAGAAAGUGUCCAUUUCAUACAAAUCAGUGUAGUCCAUAUCUGAUCCAACAGAGGAAUGUACUGAACAACGGUUACACAUUCAUUUAAAAAAACUAUGUAGCUCAGGUCUGGUAAAAUCUUUUGGUCACUUUACCAGCUGGUAUCACGUUAAAGCGCCACGCUAACAAAUUAUUAUACAUGCAUGAUGGUUUUCUGAGAUUUCUUAUUGAUCCAUCACAUAUGCAUACCUGCGACUGUUAGCUUUUAUUUGAAAACAACUUUUAACUGUGUGAAAAGUUACUUUUCGACAUUGUAAACAAAAGUUUGACAAACGUACAAUCCUUUUGUAUAGUUUGUUCAUAGCAAGAAAAAAAAUCUAAGUUGACCAUGACAUUUCUUUUUUUAUCACUGUGGUGAUUUGCCCUCGAAGCUUACACCCAAUGCAGUAUUCUUGAAUAGUUUAAAUGCCCCCUAAAAGUCAUGUUGGGACUUCAUUAUACUCAUAAGCACAUAUCAAAUGGGACCAAAAGAAGAAAACAAAACACAUUCCUCAUGAUCAUGAAGCGCGGCAGACAUCCAUUGUCUAAUUUUUUUAAGGCCUCCUGUUCCUGUCAUCCUUUCAUACAUUUAUGUGUGCAUGUUAUUCCUCACUGUGCGAUGUUAUCGCUCAUUAGAAAAAUACUCGAGAAAAUGUCAUGUUUUGACUUCCAAAUCUAAAUUCAACCCAAUAACACUAAAGGACAGUGGCCACAUUUGAUACAUAUCACUACUUCCCCAAAGGUGUGCAUCGCUCUGUGUGCUGACAAUCAGUGGUCGAGUAUGUGUGUGUCUGCCCAUCGAGUAUGUUGUGUGACCUAAAGACGUUCUCUGGAUUAUGUGUGUUUGUGUGUUCAGGAUGUUAGAGGCUUUACCGUUGUCUUACUUCUUGAUCUAUGUGUCUGUGGGAUUGAGAAUUUAAAAGAAUAAUUUAAUUAAAUUUGAACCCGUCAUUGACCUGUGCGCUUUGCGCUUGAAGCUAGCCGGUUGUUAGCUUAAAUCAGCAUGAAUACUGGGAAGAGGGGGGUUUGUUAGCCCGGCUGCUUUUAAAGGCAACAAAGCCCUUGUUUUUGUACAGAUUAAAUAAAAAGUAUAUCAGUGAUAUUUAAAGAUGU
Pungitius pungitius (ninespine stickleback) is the source of this 4823-nucleotide messenger RNA. RefSeq names its product synaptic vesicle glycoprotein 2A-like. The transcript is spliced from 13 exons. The record is from RefSeq and is a predicted model, not a curated record. Bases 463 to 2673 code for a protein of 736 amino acids. Gene Ontology annotation, biological process: chemical synaptic transmission; transmembrane transport. Gene Ontology annotation, cellular component: synaptic vesicle membrane; neuron projection. Lineage: Eukaryota; Metazoa; Chordata; Actinopteri; Perciformes; Gasterosteidae. Gene Ontology annotation, molecular function: transmembrane transporter activity.